Molecule: messenger RNA, 1089 nt
Organism: Lotus japonicus
Lineage: Eukaryota; Viridiplantae; Streptophyta; Magnoliopsida; Fabales; Fabaceae
Product: RNA-binding protein Y14
Exons: 4
Coding region: 166-777 (203 amino acids)
Biological process (GO): RNA splicing
Cellular component (GO): cytoplasm; nucleus; exon-exon junction complex
Molecular function (GO): mRNA binding
Source: RefSeq, a predicted model, not a curated record
GUAAAAAAAUAUCAUUUGCCCUAAUAAACCCCAGGAGCAAAGUAAUUCGCAAAAUUCACAUCUACAAAGUGAUAAAUCACAACGAACAAGUAGCUUCCCUUCAGUUGAGUCUCAUUUGCCAUUAACAUUCCACCAAAACCUAAACCCAGUCUCUGUGUUUCAGCGAUGCAAGGAGGAGGCGCCGCCGAGGGAGAAGCUCUUGAUUUCGAACCGGAGGACGAUGACCUCAUGGACGAGGACGGCGCUCCUGACGCCGACGCUUCUCCGCCUCACCCCAAGCUCAAAUCCGCCAUCACUUCCGGCGCUGCUCCCUCCCUCUCCGCCCCUAAAAAGACCAAGGGCCGUGGUUUCCGCCAGGAGACUGACACCAACCGCAACAACCGCCUCUCCGGCUCUGAUUUCGACUCUCUCACCACCGAGGGUGGUCCUGGCCCUCAGAGAUCCAUUGAAGGGUGGAUUAUUCUGGUCACUGGAGUUCACGAGGAAGCGCAAGAGGAUGAUUUGCAAAACGCCUUUGGUGAAUACGGGGAGAUUAAGAACCUGCAUUUGAAUCUCGAUCGUCGCACUGGUUUCGUCAAAGGUUAUGCACUGAUUGAAUAUGAACGUGCUGAGGAAGCUAAAAAUGCCAUAGAGAAUUUGAAUGGAUCUGAGCUUCUUACCCAAAACAUUUAUGUCGACUGGGCUUUCAGCAGUGGGCCUAUUAAUGAGUCAAUCAGAAGAAAGAAUGCUAGGCCAACUCGUGAUCGGCGCUCCAGGAGCCCUCGCAGGAGAUAUUGAUGUGGUGUGUAUUGGUAACCUGAUUGUGCCGUUGUGUGAACUCUUAAAUGAGCAGUUUGUUUUCUAUUGGUCAAGAAGUGGAAAUUUUUUCCAAUACUUGUGCUCCCCCUUCAGGCAAAACACACCUUGGUUGCUGAGGAUUCUUGUCUAAUACAUCCUCUGUUGAAUGGUAUUGACUCUUAGCUUAGUUUAUUAUGGUGUAUGAUGUUUAACUAACAGACUAGUAUUGCGUUGCAGUAAUGUGUUCUAUUCGAGCUUUUUUUACAUGUAAUGGCAUUAUAUUGAGGAAAGUAGGAUGUCAUUUGGAUUGCA